UGGCAUUCUGGGCCCCUGUGCUGUAACUCACUGGUAUCAAAGUGAAUGGCAGGGGGUGUGCCAGGGAGCAGCAAGAUGUCAGGCAGCCACUCAGUCCAGUUGGGGACUGUGCCACAGGGACUUACACUAGCUCUGACCUGGCUCAUUUGGGGGCUCAUUAAACAAGUGAGGGGGGUGAGGGCAGGUCUGUGGAAGUGAAUGAAAGAAAAGAAGAAAUGUAGUCUGCAGUCCGGCCGCUGCUGUGCCUCAGAGGGAAUGCUUAAUGGCUGUGCUGUUUGUCCUGAUAGGAAUUCUGAAACAGAGCUAUGGGGGAGCAGCUGGCUGGGGGGGGAGCCGGGCUCACAGACACACUCACACAGCCAUGGUGAGCGGGAGAGACGCAGACGCACGGAGGGGACAGACUCACACACACACAGCAGUCACAGUGGAGAGACAGAAGGACUAGCGGCAGCAGCAGCAGCAUCUCAGGCAGUAGCGGCACACACAGGCGCUCACUCACACACACUCUCAUACUGAGAGGCAGAGCACGACUGUCUGCUGUCUUCUGUCAGACUCUGCGGUACUGAGGUGCGGGGGGCUUGUGUUUGUCUCUGCGGUGUCGAGCGGAGGAGCUUUGCUGUAUGCGAUCCGUCUCAUCAGUGCAGAGUCUCGUCAGACUGGCCCUGCCUGCAGAGCCCGGAUGGAUGUGAAAGAAGCAGAAGAGCUGGGCAGCCCCCAGCCACUGUCGGUCCAAGCCUUUGCAAGUGGGUCCACACUACAUGGCCUUGCUCACAUCUUCACAUACGAGCGCUUCUCCUGUCGAAGGCUUAUCUGGGUCCUGUGCUUCCUGGGCUCCUUAUCUCUCCUGCUGUACGUCUGCACAGAGAGGAUCAUCUAUUACUUUGAGUACCCGCAUGUCACCAAACUGGAUGAGAUUUCUACUCCUAGGAUGAUCUUCCCAGCCGUGACCUUCUGUAAUCUGAAUGAAUUCCGCUUCAGCCGCGUGACGAAAAAUGACCUGUACCAUGCAGGGGAGCUACUGAGCCUGCUCAACAACAGGUAUGAACUCCCUGAUUCUCAGUUGGCUGAUGAGAAAGUGAUGGAAAUACUACAGGAUAAAGCCAACUUCCGAAAUUUUAAGCCAAAGCCGUUUAAUAUGCGUGAAUUCUAUGACCGAACAGGACACGACAUCCGUGAGAUGCUUCUGAGUUGCAAGUAUCGGGGAGAGGAAUGCAGCGUCGAUGACUUUGUUCCAGUCUUUACCAGAUAUGGGAAGUGCUAUACGUUUAACUCUGGGCGCAAUGGGCGCUCUCCCUUAGUGACCACAAAAGGGGGCACAGGGAAUGGACUGGAACUGAUGCUGGACAUCCAACAAGAUGAGUAUUUGCCUGUUUGGGGAGAGACAGAUGAAACAUCCUUUGAGGCUGGAAUUAAGGUUCAGAUUCAUAGCCAAGAUGAACCCCCUUUCAUUGACCAGCUGGGCUUUGGUGUGGCUCCUGGAUUUCAAACCUUUGUCUCCUGCCAAGAGCAACGACUAACCUACCUGCCGCCUCCAUGGGGUGACUGCAAAUCCAGCGCAAUGGACUCAGAGUUUUUCGAUACGUAUAGUAUCUCUGCCUGUCGGAUUGACUGCGAGACCCGAUAUUUAGUGGAGAACUGUAACUGCCGCAUGGUGCAUAUGCCAGGAGAUGCUGCAUACUGCACCCCGGAGCUGUACAAGGAAUGUGCUGAUCCAGCUCUAGAUUUCCUGGUGGAGAAAGAUAAUGACUUCUGUGUAUGUGAGACUCCCUGCAACAUGACCCGCUAUGGGAAGGAACUGUCCAUGGUGAAAAUCCCCAGCAAAGCCUCAGCGCGUUACCUGGCCAAGAAGUACAACAAAAGCGAGCAGUACAUAGCGGAGAAUAUUUUGGUUCUUGAUAUCUUCUUCGAAGCCCUAAACUAUGAAACUAUUGAACAGAAGAAAGCAUACGAGGUGGCCGGACUACUGGGUGACAUUGGAGGACAGAUGGGCCUGUUUAUUGGAGCAAGUAUUCUGACUGUUCUCGAACUCUUUGAUUAUGCCUACGAGGUGCUGAGAUACAAACUCUGUGGAGGAGCAAAAUGUGGGAAAGACUCAAAACGCAACAACAACGACAAAGGAGUAACGCUGAGUUUGGAUGAUGUAAAGCGCCAUGCUCCAUGUGAAGGAGUAAGAGGUCACCCAGCAGGAAUGAGUUAUACAGCCAACAUUCUGCCUCACCAUGCAGUGCGUGGUGCGUUUGAGGACUUUACAUGCUGAGAUCACAUCUGAGGACAGACGAGAGAGCAAAGUCUUCUUCUAAAAUUGACCAUGAACAUGAAUCACAGAUGAAAGAGAGAGAAAGAGCCUGAGAGUCUUUCCCACAGCUUACACAACAAAAAUUGUCCAUUGUAAAACAGAAAGAAUGGAAACUGAUCAGCCUGGAGAGUGUGAGACAACAUGACUCAAUGUAAUACCUAAGCAAGUGAGGUGCUUGGGCGCUCAUGACUACACUACGCCUAGGCUUUGGAAGGCAGUACCCUAAGGCAAGCCUUUCUGAAUGACAGCAAUCGUAAUUUUAAAAAAUGUACAAUUUAGCAUAAAUACCUAAAGACAGCCAAAAUGUCCAACACAUGUUGAGCUCAGAGUACGGUGUAACCCUAAUGUUUGGCACAAUAAUAACCAUACAUUUAUGGCACAGCUUAUCAAACCCAUAAAUAAAUUAUUGCCAAAACCAAACCAACUAUGUACUGAAUGAGGCAUAAUUAUACCAAGAAGAUAGUGUGGGAUGCCUUACUGAAACAUAAUUAAACGCAAGCUGUAAAAGCACAAAUGUAGUUGUGCCAAAUCCACAAGGAAUGCUUAUAACGGUGUAGCUCAAUGAGGAUUAGAUAGCAGCUCUGCAUAUCAGUUAAGAUAAACAUUGACUACAACACAAAAUGCAGAAAUGGCAACUUUCUUUUGUUUAAUCUUUUGGGGAUAAACUUUGCUCCAUGAAACAGAAAAGAAGAUCCAAGUAAGACUGUGACUGUGGAAAUAAUGAAAUCAGUAGGGUCCAUGUUAAGCGAUGCAUUACAUGGGGUGGAUAUCGUGUAACCUAGAUAAAUGUAUCCCACCACAUAUCCUCAGAAUCUUUGGUAUUAAAAAGUACAGUAAAUAAAUGUUGAGGACUACUUGUACAAAGAAAUGAAUGUUAUUAUAAAUGGGGCUGAUGAUCUAACAAAUAGUAGCCUAAGAAGCAGAUUUGGUAAUAUUAGAAGGAUUCCAACCCAAAAACCUUCAAGGAUUCUGCACUUUACAUUGUGUUGAACCAUAAUUUUAAGAUGGACGCCUAAGAAAGAGUCAUGAAAAUAUAGCAAAUAAGAGGAAACUUUAGGCAAUAAGUGUUACAGCUAACUCUGAUGUUCAGGCCGUACAUGGUAUAAAGUGCAUCACCCACUGCAACUAAUUCCAAAAUAAAUAUAAGGUUUCCUCCUGAAAUCUUUGCUUUAAAUUGCUUCAACCUGUUCUUACUCAACCAAUUAUCUCCUAGAAGUCUAUAGUCUCCACUCUGAUCUAAUAGACCAAGAGCAUUUCCUUCUGUCAUAUCUGUGAUCCCUGCUAAAAUAAGCCUGGAUUUGUGCCAUGAGCGGUUCAGAUGUUCAAGGCCACGCUUGAUACCUUUACCACUGAUAGAAACUAUUUCCAUGUUAUUUCCAAGGAUAUGGCCAUUGCCUUAUGAUGGAAAUCCCUUUACUAAUUAGGUUGACUGUACUCUUUAUACUGAGUGCAUGGCAUAUUUGCUCUCUCUUCUUUUGACCUCAGAGUUGACCUCAUUUUCUUGAUUCCCUGGUAUUUACACUUCUGAUCUUCUGGAACUGGAAACCUAUUUCUCGUCAAGUCGAAUUUUUGUGGCAUUUUCAAAUCCUAUAUUAACGAGAACUUACCAUGUGAGCUUUCUGAGCUUGGGGGUCAUUUGAAUAUUCCACACAAGUCAAACGCCUUCAGUUGUCCAGUUCAGUAAAAAGAGCAAAUGAUUGUCCACAAAGUGGCCUUUGAGCCUGAAACGGGGUGCUAAAGAAUAACCACUUAGUUGUUAAAGUGAAUGAAACUUUGCAGAAAGUUUGCCGAACUUUAUAACCGUUUACAAUCCAUGGCCACUUUGGUUAUACAAUUGAGAAGUCAGGGUGUGCCCAUUUGGGAGUCGGAACUUCACGAACCAGAAGGAUGAACUCUGUCUCUGAUCCCGGGAGGUUUGAUCACUGUGACCAUAAUGUGAAGAGGCACUGAACUAACUGGUAACAGCCACACAAAUGUUUGUGGCUACAGCCUAUGACUUCAUUACAAUCAGUGGACUCAAAGACACACAUAUAUUCCUGGGCUUAGUUUCAUCACACCAGGAACUUAUUUUGCCUUUCAUUCACCAUUAUCAUCUCUGCCAUCGAAUCACCCUCCACAAAAACUAAACCAAACAGGACAUCAACACAUGCUAAUAUAUAUAUAUAGAUAUCUAAUACGGGUCUAAUGUUUUUGUUUCUUUUUGUUUUGGGUUAUUUUAUUGCUUAGUAGAAAUGUAUCACUGACCAUAAACACAACGUGCAAUGACGUGUUUCUCUAAAAAAGUUAGAAUAUUUUUAUAAAGUGCCAAACAUUUA
Molecule: messenger RNA, 4611 nt
Organism: Xenopus tropicalis (tropical clawed frog)
Lineage: Eukaryota; Metazoa; Chordata; Amphibia; Anura; Pipidae
Gene: asic1
Product: acid sensing ion channel subunit 1
Exons: 12
Coding region: 680-2257 (525 amino acids)
Biological process (GO): sodium ion transport
Cellular component (GO): membrane; postsynaptic membrane; plasma membrane
Molecular function (GO): pH-gated monoatomic ion channel activity; sodium channel activity; ligand-gated sodium channel activity
Source: RefSeq, a predicted model, not a curated record